AUGCAGAAACCCAGUAGCGCAGCGCGCUCAGAGUUUAUCGUAGGAGGGAAAUACAAAUUGUUACGGAAGAUUGGCAGUGGCUCAUUUGGUGAUAUCUACCAAGGAAUUAACAUUACAAAUUGCGAGGUUCGUAUAUGUAAUAUACGGGGUCGUAUAUCAAUAUUGAAACUUCUGUUCAAGUGUACCCUCCUGCCAUAACUUGUAUACACCUUACUUUUAUUGGCUUUUUCAAAAUUCUCGUGUGUUAAUUAAAUUCUUAGAAAGACAUCUCACAGCAAGAGAUCCAGAACCCUUGAUAUUGGGCAAGAGGGCCAUCUUUGUAAGGGAACCUUAGGUAUCCUUCCUCCAGGAAAUAAUAUUCUACAAAUUUCAGCCAUCUUCUAUGCCAUGAGAAGCUUAUAAGCUUAAUUUUCGACCCCACAUCUUUAAAAGGAAACCUCCACUGUCACAAACGUUUAUGACUUAACUUUUUAUUCCCUUCCCUAUAAAUCAAUUGAAGAGUUCUAAACUGCAAACUUUUUUCUGCUCAAGGCGGGAAUAAAACAUUUUGAAUCCCCCGGAUUAUCGAAAUGAUUGUCAGCCACUUUCACUUUUAAAAUCCCACUUGCUGCCAUUUUAUACCUACUAACUUAUUCUGAGUCAACUGCAUAAAAUUUUCAUCUUAUCAUGACCAGGAUUUGUGUAAAUGUCCCAGUGACUUCAGAAGCACUUUUAAAUGUUGCUGAAAAUAUACAGCUAUUUCGAGGAAGGUUGUCUUAAAAAAUGUGCCCGCGACAACCCCGAAAGGUAAUAUGGGAUAUGAUCAAUACACUGUUUUGAACGACUGUAGCUGUUGAACCUACUUUUGUUGCCUUCCAUGAACACUCGCAAACAUAUGUCCAUGGCCCUCAAGCUAUUCUUUCAAAUUUCUCUGGAGAACAGGGCAGACAAAACCACCCACAAUAGCUUUCGGGAUUGUCGCUUGCACUUUUUCCGACACCCUUUCUUGAAACAGCUGUAUGUCCAAAGAUGUUCUGACAACCUUUGAGCACCUGCGAAGCUAUUUAAAAGGUAACAAUUUUGGCGUGUUGUGAUUCGCAGUUAAGGGACAAAGUCAUCAGUAAGCACCUUUUUGCAAAAUUUUGGAGAAACUGAAUUGAAUUUUCGUUAUCAAUCAUUUGUUAAAGAACUAUUCGUCCAAAUUUGUGAGCAGGCGUGAGAAGUUGUCCUUGAUGCAUGAGUUUGAUGUCUUUAGGCCACAGGUGUGAGACUCAACACAUCAACCAAAUGAUAUGAUAGUCACAAAUCUGAAAAUGCAAACAUAACAAUGAAAAUAGGCGAUUUCCUAUCGUUUUGUUAAUUUCUUUUUCAUGAAGCCUUCUUUUCAUGUGUUCCCUAUCAAGAUAAAAACAAGUACUUAAACCUGCCAACUCACGUGCAUUAGUUAUGCAUGUCUCAGACGCCUGCAGAUUGAGGACGUCAAUCAUAAGCAUACAGGUUACUUCACAUGCAUAACCCAUAAUUCCAGACUACUUGUUCAGUGACUAUUAACAUGAGGUCCAUGCAAAAAUGUCCAGUGAACGGCACAAAAUGUCUCGUUUAAUCCUAAAUCAUAACCUAAGGUCUUACAAUACCUCGUCUUGGUAUUUUCGCUAAGAUAUGCCUGAUCUUGGCAAGAUGGCACCAAAAUUUGGUGCUUUGCACUGCUACAUUCGGCAACCUUUGGAAAUCCUGGGAACAUCUUUGGAAAUCUUUGGUAAUAGUCACAUUUGACUAAGGAAAAGUACACAUUACUCACUGUAUACUUCACUUACAGGAAGUGGCUGUGAAACUUGAGCAUCACAAAGCAAGGCAUCCUCAGUUGCUUUAUGAAUCUAAACUGUAUAAAAUAGUGCAAGGAGGAAUUGGUAUUCCUAAAAUCAGGUAUGAUAAGUACUAGACAUCCCACUGAAUAAACACCAUUCAUCAAAUGCAAAGAAUGACACCAUAUCCAAGGGAUAAAAUACCACACCUUGAUUAGUCUUUACAACUGGCUUAUAACUUGUUGCACUGCAAAUGUGAAAAAAAAGAUGCUUAGCAUCAUCUUGAUCAUCAUCGUCAUCAUCAUCAUCAUCAUCCUAUUUAUUAAUUUUUACUUAUUUUGCCACCUUAUUAUGAGAUAGUAAUAAAUUACAGGAAUUCAUCAGAAUAUGGCAAGAAAGCCCAAAGAAACCAUGAGGCUUAAUCAACUAGGCUUUCCCUGUAAAAUUAUAAAUGAUAAACGUGAUAUUAAUUUAAUGAACAGCGAAGGCAGAGUGGCAAUAAUACGAAGGAGUAAGGUAUCAAAAAAAAAGAGAGAAAGAAAAAAUAAAUUUUAUAAAUGGAUAAAGACAAAACACAAAGCUGACAAAGGGGGAUGGAGGGAAAUGAAGAAGUUAAGUAACAAGGUGCUUCUUCAGUUUUUUCCUAAAAGUUGAUAACAAACUGAGCUUAGAAUGUGUGGACUAAGUGAAUUAAAAAACAAUGAACCUGAUUCCUUCAUAUAAAAGUGUUAUUAAAUAUAUAUAUCUGAUAACAACCCACUUUUAUAUUGAAACAUUACUUUACCUAUUUCUGUUUGAUACAUAUCAUUUAGCAGUAAGAUGCGAAGAUUCUUAAAUAUUGGGUCUGUAUGAGCAUCAUAACAAGAUUUGAUGAUGAUUCUCAGAGCUAGUUUUUGCAGCAGUAUGAGGCAUUUCAUCAUCAUGAUUCUCACACUACUAGUUUGUAUUAAGGUGACCUUGUCUCCUCAAGGGAUCAAGCUAUAUCCCAAUCUUAUUAUUAUUAUUAUUAUUAUUAUUAUUAUUAUUAUUAUUAUUAUUAUUAUUAUUAUUAUUAUUAUCAUAAUUUUUUUAUUAUUGAUAUCAGAUGCUCCGCUUUUAUGAUUGGCUAAAUGUAUAAUAUAUAUAGUGAUUUAGUUUAUGCAAGGCUGGUGUUUAUUUCAAAAUCGUAUUUCUUCAGAAAGCCAUUAGUAUUCAGUAGGCAUUUACUUUGUCCAAAUAUUAUUGACUGCACAAAUUUAGUCCUUUAAAGUGCCAAGAGUGAUGAACACUAGUUUUCUCCCAACAAUAUCAAUAUAUCAUCAAGAGAAAAUGUUAUGAGAAUUAAUGGAAUGAUCACCAAAGGAAAAUGCUUUAAUCUUUUAUCGAUUUCUAUCUCAAUAAAUUUGGUAAGGAAAUGUAUGUGGAUAUUUGUGCUUAAAGGGUUAAUCAAUUGUAACAGGGUGCAUAGAAAAUCAUUUUUACAGCUUGCCAUUUCAGCGUGCAAAGAAAGUACUGUCCGAUAGCCUGGGGCUAGUGGAUUUUGCUAUCGGGCUAGUGAAUUCUGUUUUUAACUUGCCCGAUGGGCAAGUGAUGUUUUAUGAGGAAUUUGAAUAACAGAAGAACAAAAAGCUUUUGGGGCUAGUUGAAAUGACGUCUGGGCUAGUAAAUGCUAGCUUCAGCUUGCCCAAAGGGCAAGCUGUAAAAGUGAUUUUCUUUGCACCCUGCAUUUGGGCCAGCUGAAGCUAACAUUUACUAGUCCAGACGUCAUUUCAACUAGCCCCAAAAGCUUUUUGACAAGCAGAAUUGAUUUCACAGUUCUUCUGUCAUUGGAGUUCCUAAAAAAACAUCACUUGCCUGUUGGGCAAGUUAAAAACAGAAUUCACUAGCCCAAUAACAAAAUUCACUAGCCCCGGGCUAUCAGACACUACUUUCUUGGCACGCUGUGUAAGAACCGUUAUUAAAUUAUUCCCUGUAAAACUCAGCAUUCAAUCAUUUAUCCUUCAGCUAUUGCAGUAUUAUUGGCUUCGAAAACUGGAGUGUUAGAUGCAUAGUAAUAACCAUAAUAAAUGAUUAUUGUGUGCCACUCAUGACUUAACAGUCCUUUUAAAAUAAUUUGCUUUUGUUGUUAUGUUUCCUAAACAGAUGGUUUGGCCAGGAAAAGGAAUACAAUGUGUUAGUGAUGGACUUGCUGGGUCCCAGUUUAGAGGACCUUUUCAAUUUCUGCCAAAGAAGUUUCACAAUGAAGACUGUGCUGAUGUUGGCUGAUCAGGUAAGAAUGGUAGAUAAUUUUUGAUUAUAGCAAGGGGCUACAUGUAUUUUAUGAGGAUAUUGAUAUUGUUUUAGGUCAUUUCUGUGGUAAAUUCAUUACCUAUCCAGAAACAAAAUUGUCCUGUGGGUGGUAGGGGUGGGGGGGGGGGUUAUGAAGAUGGUAUAAAACAAAUUUCAUCAGUGAGCACAAACUGUGAUAUUUUUGGUGUGCUGGGCGACUAGGAGCUAAGCCUUGUAUAGCGUUAAUACUGCCCUUUUUUUCUCAAGUUUUAUUUCAUUUGCGUCCUUGUCAUCCAUAGCAACAGAUGAAACCAAUAGCCAAAACUGUAUUAUUAUUAGUAUUAUUUUAUUAUUCUUUCAAAAUAUUUCCAGCCUCAAAGCAUGCUUACCUUAAUGCCAGGAAUUUCCUGUUUUCAAAUUGUCUUUGGCAGUUUCAGGAUAUGAAGGAAUGUUUAUUCUAGCAGGUUAAAAUAAUAAUAAUCUUCAAAUGACAGUAACUGUUGUCAUCCAUUAAAUGUUUUUGAGGCAUGAAUUUGUUAUUUUCUCUUUGCUUAUUCGUAAAUAUCUUGCACCAUUUGUCUAUCAUCUUUUUGUAGUUACCCCACAAAGCAUUGUAGUCGUGGCGUAUGUUGACACUAUUAGAGUCUAUUAGUCUUCUUAUCAUAACAAAGGGUUUUAAUGUCAGUGGCAAUACGUUUUUCUUCAAAUGCAUGUAAGCAGAUUGACGCUGAAUUUUUGUGAUUUGGGCUACUUGUAGGAAAAUGAGUGAAUCAGGUUCCUUUAGGGCAGACAAAAUAAGACGAACUGGAACCCAAUUAGGAUGAGUUCUUUUAAGUACUAAGACCAGAAUUCAUUUCUUUUUUCUUUCAUAUUUGAAUUUGGUAAUCCCAGUGAGGAUUAAAUAACAAAAGCCCCAAUUUGCUCAAGAAAGCAAAAACUGGAAGGAUUCUGGUAGUAAUAGUAUACCGUAGUAGUAGUAGUAAAAUGACGCCAUUGUGCAAAUGAUUUUGCAUGGUGGUUCGCAGUAACUGUGGAUACCUCAUGGUGUUUCUUGCUCAUGAGGGUAGGGCAGGCUGCACCCAACAUUUCACCAGCUGGUCUUCAAGUUUCUUCUAACCAAAAAAUGUUUUCUUCUUCCAGAUGAUCGGUCGCAUUGAAUAUUUCCACAAUAAAAAUUUCAUUCAUCGAGACAUAAAACCUGACAACUUUCUCAUGGGCACUGGUAAAAAUUGUAACAAGGUAUGCCCUAUUAAAAUGUUGAUAGUACAGCUGGGGCCAAUUUAAUAACACUUUUACAAGUGUGCCUGUUGUUUUUGUGUCUACGAACAAUAGCUGCAUUUGUAAAUUACACUGGUAAUAGUUUUAUUAAAUGGACUCCUGUUUGUUUACAGAUGUCACUGUUUCCAGACUGACAUUAGGGUACUUUUUACAAUUUGUGGUUAUCAUGUGUGAAGUCAAUGCCUACUCCCUUAUGCUCUUUCCCCUCUUAUAAUAUUUUUUGCAUUGAGAGAAUAGAAAUUCUGUUAACAGUGUAAUAAUGAUGAUCGGAGGAUGAUGAUGACAAUUUUUUUAACUUGGACAAAAAAUGGGCAAGCAUAAGCAAUGGGUUUUUUUGCACAAGUGCAGUAGCAAGUAAUUUAAAAUCCAACAUUGAUUUAUACUUGCAAUUACUUAUGAAAUGUAAAACAUGGGUUGAAAGUGUUGCAGAAUGUACAUGUAGACAUUGAUUGAAUAUUAUGAAACUCAUAAAAUUUUUCUUUGUGAAUUUUUAAAAAUUUAUGCAGUGUAAAGUUUGUCAAACCAUUUACCAGCUAAGAAAAGGUAAACUGGCCGAGUGACUAGGUUCAAGUUAAGUGUUGUCUUAAGUUUUGUGUCUUGUCAAAAAGCAACUUUCUCAGUUUGGCCACCUGAUGAAGGUAUAGUAAAUCACUUUAAAAAAACAAUUAGUGAUUUUUUUAGAGGAAUCUUUUUGUUGACCCUUGUUUGAUUUGAUUUUUUUCACUGUUUGUUUUAUUUGCUCUGUAUAGGUUUACAUCAUUGACUUUGGUCUCGCAAAGAAGUACCGUGACAGUAGAACAAAAGCACAUAUAUCAUACAGAGAAGAUAAGAAUCUCACAGGCACUGCAAGAUAUGCUAGCAUAAAUGCCCACCUUGGAAUUGAGCAAUCGUAAGUUUAAAAUGUUAAGGUAGAGAUGAAAAGUAUAACAUCACGUUAUCAUAGUUGCAAAAUUUCUGGAUCACAAGAACAAGGAGCUAAAGCAAGGACGACAGGGAUGGCAAUGAGAAUGGCCAAAAAGUGGUAGGAAAAACAACAACUUUGCACGUGCAUCAUGCUUUUUUGUUCAUUUCUUAGCCAUCCUUGCACGACUGCGACAUGAAACAUAAUCGUAAUUUCACUCGCCCACUUUUUGGAGUAGGUGAACACAUGACAAAAAUUUUCNGCAAAGAAGUACCGUGACAGUAGAACAAAAGCACAUAUAUCAUACAGAGAAGAUAAGAAUCUCACAGGCACUGCAAGAUAUGCUAGCAUAAAUGCCCACCUUGGAAUUGAGCAAUCGUAAGUUUAAAAUGUUAAGGUAGAGAUGAAAAGUAUAACAUCACGUUAUCAUAGUUGCAAAAUUUCUGGAUCACAAGAACAAGGAGCUAAAGCAAGGACGACAGGGAUGGCAAUGAGAAUGGCCAAAAAGUGGUAGGAAAAACAACAACUUUGCACGUGCAUCAUGCUUUUUUGUUCAUUUCUUAGCCAUCCUUGCACGACUGCGACAUGAAACAUAAUCGUAAUUUCACUCGCCCACUUUUUGGAGUAGGUGAACACAUGACAAAAAUUUUCUUUUUCCAGACUUUUAGAUUCAACCCUUAUAAAUUUCACCAUUUUUUGACAAAUUAAAUGAUAUUGAAUGAGAUCAAUGAAGUUUGAAACAGCCCAAAUUCACUUUUUAAUAGAAGUUUCAGUUUGUUGUCGUCCAGGAAUUUUGCUUCCAUGGCAAUGUGACAAAACUACUUCUCCACUCUGUACAGUCAUAUAGUAAUAUUAUUGUUCAGUACUGUCACUAAAAUUCAAGUUAUCUGACUUACGCAAUAAACUAGGGUGCUCUUUAUGUUCUUUUCUCCUCUUGUUUUCUUUCAAAGUAGCUGAAGGUCGUGCUCAUUGUACAGGUAGCCAAGGGAAACCCCCAGUUCCUGGUCCCCAGCCCCCGCCCCCCUGCUCCGGCCCCCGGCCCUUGGCCUCCGACCUCCGACCCUGCCCCACCCCUUUAUUAGUGACAGCCAUGUUUGUGUCAGCGUAAGGAGAAUAAAGCAGACUGAGGUUAUGUUCACACCAUACUGGAUAGCUUUUACGGCGGCACGAAAACAGUACCGGAUUUAUAAGGCUUCCCUAUCACAUGUAACAACGGUGAUUUCGAUGCUGUGCCAAUCUUUAAAGUGGAGAGUCACAUAUUGAAUAGGUGUUCAUACUAUACCGAAUAGCUUUUCAAGUCGGCAUGAAAAGCUAUUCAGUAUAGUUUCUACAUAGCCUGGAAUGAAGACUAGCGCUGUUUUUUGUGGUCUUGUCUGAGUUGUCCCUGCAAUUUUGUGUGAAAUGUUAAUUCUUUUUACCAGGCGGCGAGAUGAUAUGGAGUCACUAGGAUAUGUACUGAUGUACUUUACAAAUGGGCAACUUCCAUGGCAGGGUCUCAAGGUAAAAAGGGUAUUUGUCAAGUGCAUUUUAUUGAAAAUUGAUACACUUAAAGAACGUGCCUGUUACUGACAAGCUAACAAAACCAUAAGCAAGUGAUUUUUUUCCAAAUAGUUAUUGCCUCAUGACCAUAGGCCUCUUGCAAUAUUUGAUCACGUGAUCAACUCUUUGUAAACAUUAAAACAGUUCGCUUUGGAAAAAUGAUGCUAGCAGCAAAUUGAAAGAGCAUAUUAAAAUUAGGUGACCUGUAAAUUUGCAGCUGUAUAUCUCAAAAGUAGCGUUUACAACGGCUACCGAAAAUUACAAGGAUUUGUAUGGGAAAAAGUGCUCUUGCCGCCCAGUCAUGGUUGUGUGGAUGCGGCUGAUAUUGGUUAUCAGAAUGGGAUUUGUAAUGCUAACCAAGUGGCGACGACAACGAAAAGAGCAAAAGAAAGAACAACAACCAUGGGUGCGUUCCUUUGAGAUGAUCCGGAUCAGGAUCAGUGAUCCGAGAUCACUCGGAUCAUGGUAGAUCAAAUGAACUGAUGAAUCCACUCUGGACAAGGAUCCAUCGCUAAUCCACAUAGAAACACACGCCUAGUACAAAGACGUACAAAUAUAUGCUAACACAGCGUCUUGUCCUUCUUAAAAUGGGUCGUUUUCAAGUGUUUUUUUUUAUCGUAUUGGUGUCACUUUGUUAAUGCGUAUACAUUCUCUGCAUGGCAGAAAAGUGUGAGUAAUGGGUUUUGUAUUUUAGGCUGCCACAAAGAAACAGAAGUAUGAGAAAAUAAGCGAGAAAAAGAUGUCUACUCCAGUUGACGUUCUUUGUAAAGUAAGUAAAAUUUUACAUCUUUAUAUAAUGCGACAAUCCCCCUCUGAACAAUUCGCAAGUGCAGAAAGUACAAUGUAGUGGUAAUAGGACUGAGGGAGUCCAAUUCGGUCUUUAAUCACACGAGUUGCAGAUCAAAUUGGACGAUAUGAAGGUAGAUUAGCACUACCGAAUACAGGGCUAUAAACAGAAGUGGCUCGGUGGCUCGCUAAUCCUGACAAGUGUUUAAAAAACGAGAAAGAUAUAAGACAUAUAAGCAUAAGACAGAGAUAAAAAAGACAUAAGAAAAAUAAAAUUUAAAGAGCAAGGAAAGGUAUAUAUUUUCGUGGCUUUUUGGUUCGAUGGAUCGUCGAUCAGUCGAGGUUAGCGUCUUAAAGAACGAGAAAGGUAUAUAGUUUAGUGGCUUGACGGUUUGGUGGCUCGUCAGUCGAGACUACCGAGCCGCCGAGCCGCCCCAGCAAAUAUACUGAUAGAAAAUUUGCCCUAUAUCGGGUAGUUAAGCCGCAAAAUCCCUCUCUCAUAGUUCGCAAGUUCAGAAAGUAGUGGUAACAGGACUGUGGGAGUUUCUCGCGACUCGUUGCCGCUUCGUGGCUCGCUCUCUCUUUCCCGAAGAAAAAUUUCAAGAAAAACCUCUGGGACCGGCGUAGUGGGAGUCCAAUUCGGGAUUUGUGGAAUGACCUUCCACGAGUAACUGUCAACGCAACUGUCCUAUUACGGCGCGCUUGAUGGCUCGGACUGUCCAGUUAUUUGGGCAACGUUUUUGUUGCAGUAAACAAUGCAAAAAGGCAAGGCAAGAAGCAGUCCUCUACGUUGUGUGACGCUGUCUAGGAACUACCCCAAAGGGAGGUUGGCAGGAAGCCCAAGUGGCCAGAAGCGGAAAAGCUGCCAUUUUUUGCCAUUCAUAUUUUUCAUUCUUUUGUUGUUGAAAAAAAAAAUUGAAACGGCAACAAACUUCUGAAAUGGCCUCUUUGUUGGAUACUUUGAUGUUGCUUAGUAGACUUUUAGGUCAGUGUUGUAUUGAAUUUCAUUAUCAUCACCACGUAGCCGUUUUUGUUUCGUCACGCAACGCUUAUCCUCUCCUCCUCCGCUUGGGGAGGAGCGUUGCGUGAUGAGAGGAAAACGGCUGUGUACGAGACUAUAUGGGGACGCUGUCGCUCGUUUUGAGUCCAUUUCGAGUUUGGAAAACGAACUUGAAAUUCGCCCUCCAAACAGUUCCUUCGUACAAUUCAACGCAGCAUUAAUUGAAUGUCACGCUAGUCUCCUUAGCAGCUGUUUUUUCAUGCUCCUACCCUAGUUUCUUGGGGAGGAGUGUUGCGUGACGAGACAAGAGAUGAAUGUCACGCGAGACCUCCAAAUGGCUUAUGGUUAAACUGUUUCCUUAGGGAUGUCACGCGGAGUUUGCCAUGUACCUAAACUACUGCAGAGGGCUGCGGUUCGAAGAAGCACCCGACUACAUGUAUCUCCGACAACUGUACAGAAUUCUCUUCAGAACACUAAACCACCAAUAUGAUUACACAUUUGACUGGACGCCUCUGAAGCAGGCUGCCGCAGCUAGCAAGGCCCCUGUUCUGUCAAUGAGUGCAGCGGCAACAAGAAAUCCUGGAACAGCGCCACCGCAAACCAGCAGCCCCGCCAGACAUAAACAAAGGACAGGCCGUUAG
Molecule: messenger RNA, 10173 nt
Organism: Porites evermanni
Lineage: Eukaryota; Metazoa; Cnidaria; Anthozoa; Scleractinia; Poritidae
Source: the annotation of a GenBank genome assembly